Molecule: messenger RNA, 477 nt
Organism: Adineta ricciae
Lineage: Eukaryota; Metazoa; Rotifera; Eurotatoria; Adinetida; Adinetidae
Source: the annotation of a GenBank genome assembly
AUGGACCAACCACGAUUGAUGAUUGGAUCCUUUUUUUGCUCCUAUGUGUUCCGUCUCUAUCAAGGUAAAUAUCGCUCGACACACACAACACACAUUCGAUUCAAGCCAAAAAUCUCACAAGCGAAAAUGUCAGGCACAGCAACAGGCACAGUUGUUGGAAAAGAUGGAUGUGAAAAUGAGACAUUUACCGGCAAUGAAACAUUAACAGUCUGUGUUCAAGAUACUUCUCUCAUGGACGCACCAUCUAGUACACUCGGCGAACAAACAAUAAGCUUGAAAGCAGGACAAACAUUCCCGAUUAAAUAUAGUGUUAGUUAUGACCAAGAAAAAGCAGAUCGACUUCCAGAAUAUGGUUUCACACUAAGUGCAAGAAUUGAAGAUCCAAGUGGUAAACUGCUAUACAUUAAUGAUACAAGAACAAGUGCGAGAGGCGACAAAAUUGAAGUGAAAAAAGUUGUACCUUUCAAUUACGAAUAA